CCCAUUAUGUCAUGAUGCACUAGCCCUAGUUACCUUUAUUUUGAACUGGAUUUUCUUCACCCAUAAGUCAUUAGGUUCUUCAUCUGAACUGAAAACCUAUACUUUUUCUGAGGAGCCACGAUUGAACUGCUCUGCUUUAUUAGACAAAAAGAACCGAAGAUGAAAACUACAAGUAUGUACACAGCUGAACAAUUGCCUUUGGAUAGAUUGAGCACACUUCCUCAACCCAUAUUAGAAACCAUCCUGUGUCAUUUAUCAACUAAAGAGGCUGCAAGGACAAGCAUUCUUUCAAGGCAAUGGAGGUACAAGUGGACCACUAUUCCUAAACUUGAGUUUACGUUGUCGAAUAAAGAGGAGAAGCAAUCCGACAUAGCAAGUACAACGAAAGACAUGGACAUGAACGAUUUACACCAAAUUCUGUUGCUGCGCCAGGGUCCAAUACACGAGCUCACCCUUGAUAUGGAGCAUUACUGGGAACAUUACAUCUGUUUUGAAUUUGAUCAAGUAACACUUCUUUUGUCGGGAAACCAUACUGUCAAGAAACUCACACUUAGUGGAGUUCGUUCACAGGACAUUUGCUAUAAAUUACCCGUAUCUGUCUUCUCGUUGCAUCACUUAACCGACCUCUAUCUUUGUGAGUUUGAUCUUCUUGACUAUCCACCAACAUUCGAUGGCUUUGGUAGCCUUGAAAGCUUAUACUUGAAUGAUGUAGAGAUCUAUACAAAAAAUCUUCUACAUCUUUUAUCUAAUUGUUCAUCACUUAAGAGCUUGGAUAUAGGUGGAUUAGAUGAAGAAUGCUCUAUUAAUGAGCUAUUCAAGUGUUUACCACUGAUUGAACAUCUGACUAUUUCGAUUCGUGGCUUUCAGUGGCUAGUUCCAGACUCUGAUCCGCAAGAACUUCCAACCUCACCAAUCCACCUCAAAGACUUAUGUUUGAAAGGAUUGUGCCUUGAUGAGGACUACAGAAUAUUUCAUGUUUUGAUCAAAUGUUCCCCAAACUUGGAGAGAUUUGAGCUUGAGGUGUAUGAUAUGCAUCAAAUUUCGCUGCUGCGCCAAGGUCCAGUAUACGAGCUCUCCCUUCAAUUGCCUGAAUAUGAAGAAGCCUAUCCAGAACUUGAUCAAAUAGUAUACCAUUUGUCGAGGAAGUAUACGGUCGAGAAACUAACACUUUAUGGAUGGGAUAAUGACCGUGAAGUACCCAUAUCUAUCUUCUCGUUUCAUCACUUAAGGGACCUUGAUAUCUCAAAUGCUAAUCUUUACCAUCCACCAAUUUUCAAUGGAUUUGGUAGCCUUGAAAGCUUGUGCUUGAGGAAUGUAGCGGCCCCUACAAAAACUCUUCUACAUCUUUUACUAAAUUGUCCAUCACUUAAGGACUUGAUUCUGCUUGUAAGUGAAUCAGAUGAUACAUGCACCAUUAAUGAGCUACUGGAGUGUUUACCUGUGAUUGAACAUCUAACUACUUCGCCUCAUAUCUCCAAGUGGGUUGUACUAGACUCGAUUCCACAAGAGCUUCCAACCUCACUAAUCCACCUCAGACACCUUUGUUUCGAAGAUAUGACUCUUGUUGAGCAUUGUGGAUUAGUUUUUCUUCUUGUUUUUAUCAAAUGUUCACCGAACUUGGAGAAAAUUAAGCUAAAGAUUCAUUGGGGGAUUAUUUGUCAUGAGAUAUACUCCUUUGUAUGGGAGGAAUAUUCAGAUGUUUGGUUGGAGCAUCUGAAUGAAUUGGAGAUUGAGCGUUUCAACAACUCGAAGCCUGAAAUGGAUUUUGUAAAGUUUAUAUUGGCUAGGUCACCAAAGCUGAAGAAGGUGACCAUAAGCUGCAUACGCCCUGAGGGUCAUCGGACAGAGUCAGAGAUGGAGAUGCUUAAAACUCUCUUACAGGCCCCACAUGUAUCACCGGAAGUAAUAAUUGCUUCAAAGGCCUUUUGAUCAUUCAGCUAUCUUCAGAAUUAAUAUUGAGAUUUAUGAUAAUAAUCUAGAGUUUUUGUAUGCUUCUUGUUUUUUCUGUAUUUUUGUUUUUAUUGGUUGUCUUUUAGGGUUUUUUGGCCGUUGGCUCCUACACAAUCGGUAUACUUAAAAUGUAACUGAUGCUAAAGAGUUAGAAAGCUGUUUGUCUCAGUUGGCUGAUUAUUUUUUAUUUUACUCAAAUUCAUUAUUUAAACUGGAUUUGGUGGUGAUUGAACCAACAUUGCAAGGAAGCAAAUCGGGAUUGUGGAUCAGAAAGCUAAAUUAGUUAUACACGGUAUUUUCUUUAGUUAUCAACGGCCUUGAUUCAUGGUUGAAGGCUCUUUAGUGGGCAGCCGUCUGUGAUUCAUGUCAAAGUUAAGCGUCAUUUAAUGAAGGACCUGCCAGAAACAGAUUGAACUGCUCUGCUUUAUUAGACAAAAAGAACCGAAGAUGAAAACUACAAGUAUGUACAAAGCUGAACAAUUGCCUUUGGAUAGAGUGAGCACACUUCCUCAACCCAUACUAGAAACCAUCCUGUGUCAUUUAUCAACUAAAGAGGCAGCAAGGACAAGCAUUCUUUCAAGGGAAUGGAGGUACAAGUGGACCACUAUUCCUAAACUUGAGUUUACGUUGUUGUCGAAUAAAGAGGAGAAGCAAUCCGACAUAGCAAGUACAACGAAAAACAUGGACAUGAACGAUCUACACCAAAUUCUGUUGCUGCGCCAGGGUCCAAUACACGAGCUCACCCUUGAUAUGGAGCAUUACUGGGAACAUUACAACUGUUUUGAAUUUGAUCAAGUAAUACUUCUUUUGUCGGGAAACCAUACUGUCAAGAAACUAACACUUAGUGGAGUUCGUUCAGAGGACAUUUGCUAUAAAUUACCCAUAUCUGUCUUCUCGUUGCAUCACUUAACCGACCUCUAUCUUUGAUAUAGGUGGAUUAGAUGAAGAAUGCUCUAUUAAUGAGCUAUUCAAGUGUUUACCACUGAUUGAACAUCUGACUAUUUCGAUUCGUGGCUUUCAGUGGCUAGUUCCAGACUCUGAUCCGCAAGAACUUCCAACCUCACCAAUCCACCUCAAAGACUUAUGUUUGAAAGGAUUGUGCCUUGAUGAGGACUACAGAAUAUUGCAUGUUUUGAUCAAAUGUUCCCCAAACUUGGAGAGAUUUAAGCUUGAGGUAUAUGAUAUGCAUCAAAUUUUGCUGCUGCGCCAGGGUCCAAUAUACGAGCUCUCCCUUCAAUUGCCUGAAUAUGAAGAAGCCUAUCCAGAACUUGAUCAAAUAGUAUAUCAUUUGUCGACGAAGUAUACGGUCAAGAAACUAACACUUUAUGGAUGGGAUAAUGACCGUGAAGUACCCAUAUCUAUCUUCUCGUUUCAUCACUUAAGGGACCUUGAUAUCUCAAAUGCUAAUCUUUACCAUCCACCAAUUUUCAAUGGAUUUGGUAGUCUUGAAAGCUUGUGCUUGAGGAAUGUAGCGGCCCCUACAAAAACUCUUCUACAUCUUUUACUAAAUUGUCCAUCACUUAAGAACUUGAUUCUGCUUGUAAGUGAAUCAGAUGAUACAUGCACCAUUAAUGAGCUAUUGGAGUGUUUACCUGUGAUUGAACAUCUAACUACUUCGCCUCAUAUCUCCAAGUGGGUUGUACUAGACUCGAUUCCACAAGAGCUUCCAACCUCACUAAUCCAUCUCAGAUACCUUUGUUUCGACGAUAUGACUCUUGUUGAGCAUUGUGGAUUAGCUUUUCUUCUUGUUUUUAUCAAAUGUUCACCGAACUUGGAGAAAAUUAAGCUGAAGAUUCAUUGGGGGAUUAUUUGUCAUGAGAUAUACUCCUUUGUAUGGGAAGAAUAUUCAGAUGUUUGGUUGGAGCAUCUGAAUGAAUUGGAGAUUGAGCGUUUCAACAACUCGAAGCCUGAAAUGGAUUUUGUAAAGUUUAUAUUGGCUAGGUCACCAAAGCUGAAGAAGGUGACCAUAAGCUGCAUACGCCCUGAGGGUCAUCGGACAGAGUCAGAGAUGGAGAUGCUUAAAACUCUCUUACAGGCCCCACAUGUAUCACCGGAAGUAAUAAUUGCUUCAAAGGCCUUUUGAUCACUCAGCUAUCUUCAGAAUUAAUAUUGAGAUUUAUGAUAAUAAUUUAGAGUUGUUGUAUGCUUCUUGUUUUUCUGUCUUUUUGUUUUAUUGGUUGUCUUUUAGGUUUUUUUGGCCGUUGGCUCUUACGCAAUCGGUAUACUUAAAAUGUAACUGAUGCUAAAGAGUUAGAAAGCUGUUUGUCUCAGUUGGCUAAUUAUUUUUUAUUUUACUCAAAUUCAUUAUUUAAACUGGAUUUGGUGGUGAUUGAACCAACAUUGCAAGGAGGCAAACCGGGAUUGUGGAUCAGAAAGCUAAAUUAGUUAUACACGGUAUAUUUCUUUAGUUAUCAACGACCUUGAUUCAUGGUUGAAGGCUCUUUAGUGGGCAGCCGUCUGUGAUUCAUGUCAAAGUUAAGCGUCAUUUAAUGAAGGACCUGCCAGAAACAGAUGAAGGUGUUGCAUAAUGGUGUAAAGAUUUUUUUGUUGCCAAGGAUGAUUUAUUAGAACUCCAUGACAUCGGCCGACCAUUGAAGUCUCGUGUGGGGCUCACAUUCACUGCAAUCGGGUUGGGGAUUGUUACCUUUUUAAUGCAAAUCUUGAUUCAGUUUUCGCAAUCUGAAUGUUCUACACCUGCAAAAGUGGCCCCCACAAGGUCUAGCAAUGGUAAUGUACAAGAGAAACUGCACCGAGUACAAUUUGCUCUUCUUGAUUCAUGAACAGAUAUGGUUAGGAAAUGACAGACCCGUAUGAAUGUCAUGUCGAUUAUUAGCUUGAGUUGAAUUAUUUGUAACUGUUGACUGGUUAGUGGUUUUGUACGUUUCUGCUUCAUUUGAU
This is a messenger RNA of Helianthus annuus (common sunflower), 4848 nucleotides long. RefSeq names its product F-box/FBD/LRR-repeat protein At1g13570. The coding region runs from base 160 to 1929 and encodes 589 amino acids. Lineage: Eukaryota; Viridiplantae; Streptophyta; Magnoliopsida; Asterales; Asteraceae. The transcript is spliced from 17 exons. The record is from RefSeq and is a predicted model, not a curated record. Gene Ontology annotation, molecular function: protein binding.